AUGACUGAAGUCAUCAAUGGUUCAUUGAAUAAUUCAACCAGUUUAUCAACUCAACAUUCUCCAGAUACACUGAAAUUUUUCUUCAAACAUAUUUAUUUACUACUAGUUGUCAUCAUCGGUGGUAUUGGCAAUGUCUUCGUUAUUAUCAUCUUCGGCCAACGCGCAGUUCGUACCACAGUUCGAUAUUCAGGAUCGAGUAUGUCGGUUUAUCCCUUUCUCUUUUACAUGGCGAUAUCAGAUACAAUCUAUUUAAUUAUCAUCUUUUGCUUAUGGUUAUCAAAUUAUAUCAAUGUUUUAUAUCGACCAGGUAUUUGCCAAGUGACACUGUAUUUGACAUAUGUAUGUAACUUUAUCAAUGCUUAUUAUACGAUUGCAUUCACAGCUCAACGCUUAUUUGCGGUGAUCAAUCCAUUUCGUGUCUCGCAUUUUCUCUCGUGGUACCGUUCACGAUGUUUGGCUUUGUCAAUAAUCAGUUUUGCUUGUUUAUUUUAUUCGUAUCUACUGGGGACAAUUCACAUAAAAAAUAAUACAUGUUUCUCUCGCAAGAGUUGGCAUUGGUUCAAUAAAUACAUGGAUGUGAUUGAUAGCAUUAUUGUUUUUCUUAUUCCAUAUGUGGUUAUAAUUACAAUGAAUGCGAUCAUUGUCAUCUCGUUACGCCGAAUGAAACAAAAUCAACACGAAUUUCUCUUUCAAAAUCAUUCCCAAUUGAAUAAAAUUCGCGAAGUUACCCGUCGAAGUGCAUCAAGAAAAAUGACGAAAUUACUUUUAACUGUUUCAACAUCCUAUCUGAUCAUCUGUGCACCGUAUGCAUGUAUUCACACAUGGCGUUUAUCGCUCAUCGACGAGAAAACACAUGUCAACUUGCAGCUAAUUAAAAGUUUAGAAUAUUAUUCACAUCAGAUUUAUCAUAUCUCGUUUGCCAUGAACUUCUACAUAUAUAUCGUGUUCGGUUCGAAGUUUCGCCGUGAAUUGAAGCGAUUUUUCACGAAAUCCAAACAGAAUCUUUAUCACCUUGUUCAUCAGCAACAAAUCUUUGAAAAUGAUAACCACAUCGAAGUGGAAUUAUCGGAAAAGAACUCGACCUUAACACACGAAUAUACUAUACAUGCGACUCUACAUCCGAUGAGUCAGAAACUUCAUCUCCCAAGAAACUAUUUUUGUUGUCAGUCUCAAGAGUAA
Adineta ricciae is the source of this 1179-nucleotide messenger RNA. The record is from the annotation of a GenBank genome assembly. Lineage: Eukaryota; Metazoa; Rotifera; Eurotatoria; Adinetida; Adinetidae.